Thamnophis sirtalis is the source of this 1678-nucleotide messenger RNA. The record is from RefSeq and is a predicted model, not a curated record. NCBI's taxonomy places the organism in Eukaryota, Metazoa, Chordata, Lepidosauria, Squamata, Natricidae.
GAAGGAAGAGAUGACAGGCUACUAUCCUUCGAUGUAUCUGCAGAAAGCAGGAGAGGAAAACGUGACCGAGAACAGUCAGCUGAGGAAUAAGGCAGCACCACCACGAAGGUCUAGCAUCGGCAACAUCAAAAGCAUCCAUAAUCAAAGUCGCAAGCAGAUCAGCCAGGAGACGUAUAGGCGGAACAGCGUGAAAUACAUACAAAGCAGAAAGAAGCUGAAGAACAAAAUCUUGACAAAACCCAGUAUUAUCGAGGAAACAAAUGAGAACGAUGAACCCAAGCCUGUAAUUCCUCCGAGACCCAGUAAAGAUUUGAUUCUGAUUCGUUGUUCUGAGAGCACAAAGAAAAAAAUGCAGUGAGGAAGAAAAGGAGGAAUUUAUCUCUUCGUCUUUGCUACCAUCACUAAAAAGAACUUGAGUUAUUUACAAAGAAUUGUCUGAGGAUCUCUGUUUUUGGAGGAGUUAUUGCAAACAAUGUCUAGUUGCAGGCAGCUCUUGUGUUCAGAGAGUAAUGAGCCUUUUUCUGCUUGCUUGACCAAUCUUACAGAGAAGACUUUAGAACAUAGAAUAAUAGCACGUGGCUAUUACAACUCUACAGUAUAUAAUUAUAAUUGCACAUAGAAUUUAGCACUGAUGACUUCUUACAAUUUUUUUCCAUAGAGUCUCUUAUUGUAUCAAGAGGGUAAAGCUAUGCUGAAUAGAGUUUAGUGUUAAAUCAGUUAAGUUUCCUUUCCCUUGAGUUUGUACGUUUUGCCCACCUAGCCUGCUUAAACAGAGUAUUUAUAACUCACAUACCUUGGUUUCUCUGAGCAUAGGUUGUUUUCCUGCAGAUGUUUCAUUACCAGACUUGGUAAUAUCAUCAGUGUAGGGGGCAGAAUGGACUUUGUUGGUGGUUUAUAUAAUAGUGGUCUGGUUUAUAUAAUAAUGGCCAGCCUUGCCAGUUGUGAUUGGAAUGUGAUUUCUUCCUUGAGCAAUCAACGACUUUAACUCUCACCUAUCACCAAAAAUACCAUGAACACAAUGAGUCGCUAGUUUAUGAUUCAAACGUAUUGUUUGAAUCCAGAAAACAGGCUAAUUCAGUAGUCAGGUUAAGUAUGUUGUAAGAAUUGCAUUCAUGCACCAUUCUUGGCCAUUUUAAGUCCUGAUAAUAGUAUUUUUCCUACAUUCUGAAUUUUCACUUCCAUUUAGUAUUUUGUUUGAGGGAUGUUAUUUGCCUGCGAUUUAGCUCCUUCGGUUAGUUUGUGUUCAAUUUGUUAAUUAACAUUAAAGGUUUUUGUAGUUUAUUAUAUAUGACUAAUUUCAUUGGGAUUGUAAUUUGUAAAUAUAUGAUGGCAUGUUUUAUUCUUUUUGCAUGUGUCUAACUACUGUUUAGUCCUCAUCUGAUAGUUUUUUUUUAAUUGUAAUUGUUUUGCUUUCUGCAAAUCUAGAAAAAAGAGUUUCCAUAGCCACAGAGUGAGUGGCCACAUAUGUCCAUAGAUGUUGUGAAUCUUGAUCAGUGGGAUAGCUGGCCCUAUAGGGCAGGCACAUACAUUGAGCUUAUGAUUAUUGAUUGUGAUGCACAAGUCUGUCAACUUAGUGUGUUUAUUUUCCAUGUGUCAAAGGUUGUUACCUUUGAGAUAGGUUGCUUUCUAAAAUAUGUUUUGGGUAGAUGGGAUCUUGCCUUACAUCCAUUGUAUUGCA